GUCCUCAACACUUCUCGGGCUCUUCUUAAUUAUAACAAACCCAUGAUAUAAAUCCAAGUCGACCAUUUCCUCGUGUCAAGAUCAAACCAAAGUUCGAUUCAUCAAUGUCGAAUCUGAUUCGAACAGAUCUUCCAAAGAAGAGGAAGAGAGGAGAAAGUAGGGUUUUCAGGCUGAAGACUUUUGGAGAGACGGGACAUCCAGCUGAGAUGAACGAGUUGUCUUUUCGAGAAAACCUCGGGAAGCUACUUGAGUUUGGUCACUUUGAGAGCUCCGGUCUCAUGGGAAGUUGGUCUUUUCAGCUCGAGGUUCAUCGUCACCCAAAUCCUCUCUAUGUGCUUCUCUUUGUCGUUGAAGAACCCAUUGAAGCCUCUCUUAACCUUCGUUGCAACCAUUGCCAAUAUGUUGGUUGGGGAAACCAAAUGAUAUGCAACAAGAAGUACCAUUUCGUGAUCCCUUCCAAGGAAACAAUGGCUGCCUUUCUGAAACUAGAAGGCGGAGGAUAUGAUUUUCCCGAAAAGGAAAGUCUCUCCCAUCUCGUGGAUCUUCAAGGCCAUAUCCUUCACGGCUUCUUUCACUCCAACGGAUUUGGUCACUUGCUCUCUCUCAAUGGCAUCGAGUCCGGUUCCGACUUAACCGGUCAUCAAGUCAUGGAGUUGUGGGAUCGGCUCUGCACCGGUUUAAAGGCGAGGAAAAUAGGGCUGAACGAUGCAUCGCACAAGAAAGGAAUGGAGCUGAGGCUGCUGCAUGGUGUAGCAAAGGGAGAGCCGUGGUUCGGUCGUUGGGGCUACCGGUUCGGGUCAGGGACAUACGGAGUGACUCAAAAGAUUUACGAGAAGGCACUUGAAUCGGUCCGUAACGUACCCUUGUGCUUGCUUAACCAUCACCUGACAAGCCUUAACCGGGAAACUCCAAUCCUCUUGUCAAAGUACCAAACAUUAUCAACCGAGCCAUUGAUCACUCUCAGUGACCUCUUCAUGUUCAUGCUUCAUCUCCAUUCACGUCUGCCAAGAGAUAACCACAUGAAUAGCUCCAGAAACCAAAUCAUCUCCAUCGAUAGUACCAACUGCAGAUGGUCUCAAAAACGGAUUCAAAUGGCAAUCAAAGUGGUUAUAGAGUCAUUGAAAAGAGUCGAGUACAGAUGGAUAUCGAGACAAGAAGUGAGGGAUGCAGCUAGAAACUACAUCGGGGACACCGGUUUGCUUGAUUUCGUGUUGAAGUCGCUAGGAAACCAAGUGGUCGGGAACUAUUUGGUCCGACGUAGUCUGAAUCCGGUGAAGAAAGUGCUAGAGUAUUGCUUGGAGGACAUAUCAAAUUUGUUACCAAGUAGUAACCAAGAACUCAUAACCCUUCAAAAUCAAAUUCCAAUGGGGAAGACGACGACAACGGCGACGAACGGACACAACAAGAUCACAAGAGGCCAACUGAUGAAAGACAUGGUUUAUUUUUACAAACACGUUCUAAUGGACUACAAGGGAGUGUUAGGCUCCAUAGGCAUAUUGAACCAAAUCGGAAUGGCUUCAAGGGCAAUCCUCGACGCUAAAUACUUCAUCAAAGAGUAUCACUACAUCAGAGACACAUCGACAAAAACAAUUCACUUAGACCGAGGGGACAAAUUAGGAAUCUUUUGUACAAUCUUGCGGAAAUGUCAUCAUCAUUAUAACAACGAGAUGAAGAUGCCUCCACAAGAGUGCAUAGUGGUGAACAAAGACGCAACGUUGAGUGAAGUGUAUGGAGAGGCGGAGAGAGUGUUUAGAGAGAUAUAUUGGGAACUUAGAGACGUGGUGGUGGAGUCAAUGGCGGAUGAUCAAAGGGAGAUCACCACAGGGGUCGAUGAAAUGGCCUUGAAUGGGAUCAAAGGAUUGGUAUUAGAAGGGAAUGUGGGAAUGAUGAUGGACAUUGAAGUGAUGAAGUGCUAUGAUGAUGAGUAUAAGAAGAAGGAUAAGAGGAUCGAGUGUGAGUGUGGAGCAAAGGAAGAAGAUGGAGAGAGGAUGGUGUGUUGUGAUAUUUGUGAAGUAUGGCAACACACAAGGAUAAAGAAAGUCGGUCUCAUUAGAAACGCAGCGAGUGCCAUCAUCCAAGCAAAGAAGCCGAUUCGGUUAUUGUCAUCAUUGGUGCCGUCGUCGUCCCCGUAUCUGUUGAAUACCGAGAUCAAGAAUGCUUUGCGAGAAGGCUCUUCGAUGAAUAUAUACGAUCCGAGGAAAGGCAAAAGCUUCACGAUAACAUCAAACAAGGGACUGAUGAUGAUGUGUCCAUCGCGUUACAUAGGAUCGUCUAGGGGAUGGAUUGGUUUCAUGAAUCAUAAUGAUUCCAUCGUGUAUCUGACCAACAUGGUCAACCACAAAGUCAUAUCCUUGCCUCCCCUGGAUCUUGAUUGUCCUGACAGUGACAUGAUUAUCAACAUGUCGCUGUCGUCUUUCCCCGACGACCAAGACAGUGACUUUGUCGUAGCCAUCAAGUUUUGUGGAGGUCGCAUGUGUUUCUGUAGGCCUGGUGACGCAGCCUGGACCGAAACAAAAGGCUUGUCAAGAGUCUUGUAUUGCUCCAAUAUCCUCUACUCCAACCGUGACUCCAGGUUUUACUUGACAACGUUAAGGCUUCCCUCCAGGACCAAGCUUCAUUUCACUGCCCUGAAGUUUGACGGUAGCACGUGCAAGCUUGGUCACCAAGAUUUCCCCGAGGCGAGCUUGUUCCCGGGCCUUAAGCCCAAUUCCGUUUACUUUGCUACCCCUCAUCAUACCGGUGUUUACGAUCUUGCCACCGAUGCGAUCCAUGAUCUCCCUCUCGCUCAUUCGUCUCUUACGUGGCUUGCUCCACUCUCACACUAG
Thlaspi arvense is the source of this 2825-nucleotide messenger RNA. The record is from the annotation of a GenBank genome assembly. NCBI's taxonomy places the organism in Eukaryota, Viridiplantae, Streptophyta, Magnoliopsida, Brassicales, Brassicaceae.